AUGUUUUGCCCGUCUCCCGUGUUCCACGACAUAGCUGACUCUUCCGAAUGGCCUCCUCAGGCUCAAGAAGUUGCUCUUCUGCUCUCCCAACCUGUUCCAGAGUAUAUCUCUACCGGACCGUGGCCUUCCGUCUCCCCGAUAGCUACUCAUCUCUUGGACGAGCUACGUCAAGAUACACCAUACCACGAAGCUUUAAAGCACGGCGAUCAAUUCGUAUCGCGUGUCCAUGAGGUGUUCGACUUAGUCUUGUCUACUGUGGCGGCUCUUCGUGAACUCGAAUCUCUCGAGGACUGUGGCCGACCUCGGCCGACGGUUACUCUGUGGUCUUCACUCUUCAAGGGAAUCGGAAUGGCAUGCUCACCAGAUUCUUGCUACUUGAACGGAGCAUCGUUCGUUCUACCACGGGUACCCCCACGAUCGAACCAGGUCGUAUUCGAUGGUGUUGCAACUGUCCUCAUCUCUCACGUCGUGGACGAAAGCGGAUUUUCUCCCUCCUGCUCGCCAUUGAACGCCAUGGAUGUCGACGCACCCUCCGAUGGCACUCGGUCGCAGUCCGACGACACAGAUGGAUCGUCCUCACGUAACUCCAUGGAUCUCUCUAUUGACCGCACUCGCUCUACGGUAGACUCUGAGGGCGACUACGCCGACGAGGAUCAGGAGAGCACCGACGAAACCUCCCAAGAACUCAGUGGACCGUCUAUCGACGUCCCUUUCGAUGCGCAUGUGCUGAGCGGGUCCGGCCGGCGAUCUUUCGUCGUUUUGCCUAUGAUCUGCGUGGCUGACGCGGACAAUAUCCGGUCCCUGGUGACUAGUGUCGCAUAUCAGCGACGCGUCUGGGAUAUCGAUGAACCCGUGGUCGGCUUCGAGAUCUCGAAGUUUGGCACUGUAGCCCGUAUUUUACUGGCAUGGGUCGGCACCGAAGAGGAUGGUGACUGCUUGCCAGCUGUGCACAUCGCGUGUGCCAGUACACAUUCUAGGGCAACAAUAGGGAAUUUUGAUCUCACGGACACACGAUCGGCACUCACCCUAGCGCAGAUUGUACUCGGUCUAGAUGCGCACUGCCAGCGGAUAGUGUCGAAGUCGAAGCAUCGACCAGCUAUCGAUGCGUAUCACUGGAGAUCUGACUAUGUGGACGAACAUGAGGAUCAGUGUGACAAUGGUGAUCUGGGGACAUGGGUAGCGCAUUGGGCAAGAACGAUCGAUACGCGCGGCGAAGGAGGCAACAACAAGGCUGAGAUUGACCUUUCGACUUCACCCGGAUUGGAGAUGAGUAAACUACCAAGCAUCAUCGAAAGCCCGGGGAAACCCAGGACUACUGAAAGUCGCGGUCGAUCUGCUACGCGUGGUCCGACGUCUCAGACGGGAAGUGGCUCUAAAACGUCUCGCACCGGUGUAGAGCAAGACAGCGUGAAGUCACAGAGCCUGAAGGAAGAGAAGGCCUCGCAGAAGUCGGAACCGAAGGGUCGGAAAAGCAGAAGUGAAUCUGCCACGCGGACCGAUAGAUCGAGUUCCAGAUUGGCGAGGACAACUUCAGUUGCAUUUGACGGGCCAGUGACACCUGCGACCUGGCUGUUUGAGAGAAAGGCUUUCCCGAUUGGUUUGAUCAAGUUGCCUGAUGGUGCUGAAGAUGCAGACGAAAUCAACGAGAAAAUUGAUGUAUAUAACAAGAUUGUCGUUGAAUUUGCUUGGCCCAGUCGAGCGUGGUCAACUGUGGAUAGAAUGCCACCGGUAGACAAAGCUGUUCAAAAGAUUCAGAGGGUCUUGUUCGAAACCUAUUUGACAUUUGCGCCGAAUCAGAAACCAGCCAAAUUAGAUCCGUCGCAUCUGGCCAUCCUAUCUAGUCGAUUCUCUACCAUCCUCUAUGCAUCGGCGGGUGCCUACGGCCGCCAUGCAGCCUUGUCUGGUCUCCCCGUUAAUGAAGCUGAGGCGAGAUAUGAUUGGGACAAGAUGCUUCUGCAGUUCUGUGUCCCAGAUUCUGACUGCGUUGUUUCGCCGUAUGUUCUGUUUGAACGAGAACUCACCUUCCCAAGAAAUAAAGCGGUAGAUUUUUUUCUUGAUGGUGACAACUCUGCAGAGAUGCAGAAGAAUCUGGCUGAAACACAGACAAGUUUGGCUCGAGCCUACCAUGAUCAUUGCCUUACAGCGCAAAGGCCAGCUCAUGAUUAUAGCCUGGAUGCUCAAAAUCAGGCGGAUGCAGCAUCCACUCAAGCUUUGCAAUUUUUUCUUCAGCUCAAGUCGGUUUCUGUCAAACCUAGCAAGAUGCUUGACAUUCUCAGAAAUCACGCAGCAUCGGAGCCACUCAGGGGCAUAUGUGAUGCUAUUGUGGUCAGCCAUAUUGUGGAUACUUUGGACGGUAAGAACUCCCCAGCAACUCAGAAGUUUCUCAAGAAACAGGCACUCGUGCAGCAUACCUUGACGACGCAACCCAAGGACAAGGACAGGUCAUCUGAUGAGUUAGCAUCUCAGCCUCCUUCGCAACCGUCAACGGGAACACCGGUGGUUCGAGCGAAGAAAACAACCUCGCGUUCUCGGGUAGGGGCCGCGGAUAACGUCGACUGGCAGAAACGCGUGGGUGAUCCGUUCGUCAACUCCUGCAGUCCGUUGGUUUUGCAGGACCCGACCGACAGCGACGACAGACCUCGGGACCUGGAUCCCGAAGCGAUUACAAAAGAUCAGUUGUUACUACCAGUGUUGGUUGUGGAAUACAAACGCUGGAAUGAGGACCCGGCGAAGUCCCUUAACCAGGGACGGUUCUACUGCGUGGCUUCAGUCACAUUCCUCGCGGUGCUCGGCAUCGAGGGACACCCGGUCUUCGCGCUGGUCACAAAUGGGGUGGUGGGCGCUGUUCUGCUUUCGUGGCAGUCACCGCAAACAAAGAAAAUAUAUGUCAUAGAACGGAAUGUCUGCACGUUCGACCUCUCCAGGCCUCUCCAAGCAUUCCACUUCGCAACAUUCCUCAUCCGGCUUCGCGAGCAGCACGAGAAGUUGCAGGCCCUCUUUGAGGCCAAGAAGACAGAAUUUAAGGCAAAGGUAUCUGCGGAGCAAUUCGAGGAGUGGACGAUGGCAGCACAGGAUGUGCUAUUGAAGGCUCAACGGGCGGAGGCUGAGGCAACCGUCGGUCCCGGCGACGCUCAGUCUGCUGCUAACGACAUACCAGCGGAUACCUCUACCAGGGCCUGA
Messenger RNA from Sparassis crispa, 3180 nucleotides. RefSeq lists its product as hypothetical. Bases 1 to 3180 code for a protein of 1059 amino acids. The record is from RefSeq and is a predicted model, not a curated record. The transcript is spliced from 9 exons. NCBI's taxonomy places the organism in Eukaryota, Fungi, Basidiomycota, Agaricomycetes, Polyporales, Sparassidaceae.